Molecule: messenger RNA, 1155 nt
Organism: Strongyloides ratti
Lineage: Eukaryota; Metazoa; Nematoda; Chromadorea; Rhabditida; Strongyloididae
Product: Drug/metabolite transporter domain-containing protein
Exons: 2
Coding region: 1-1155 (384 amino acids)
Source: RefSeq, a predicted model, not a curated record
AUGGUUAUUAUGAGUAAUCAUAUUAAUGAAACAAAGGUUAAGAAUGAAACGUUAAAUAAUGAAAGUAUGGAAGGUAAUAUUGAUAUCGAUGAUUACAAAUACUCUAAUUUAAGAACAUUAACAAGACAGGUAGUAUUAUCUAUAUUAAUUAUAAUAGCUGUUGCAAUAUGUUGGACUGGUGGAACACAAUUUUCAAAAUCUGCUUUAAUUAUUGAUCCAAAACAUUUUUAUGCUCCGUAUACAAUGACAUGGUUUAAUACAAAUUUUAUGAUUUUAUGUUAUCCUACAUACUUAAUAUACAUAUUAAUAAGACAUGACAGAGACAUUGAAUAUUUAAAAAGUUGUCAUAAUGAAGCUUUAAGAAUAUAUCAAGUAUAUUCAAUAAAAUCUAAAUUUGUACAAUAUUUGAUGUCUACAAUAUUAUUUCUUAUAUUUUGGAUUGGAGCAAAUUAUUGUUAUUCAAUGUCACUUGUAUAUGUUGCGGCAUCAAUUACAACAUCAAUUUCAGCCGCCAAUACAGCAAUUGUCUUAAUAUUAUCAUGGAUUAUAUUAAAAGAUAAAUUUAACUUUUAUCAAAUUAUAUCUAUUGUAUGUGCCGUGUCAGGAGUUGUGAUUAUCUCAUUAGAUAAAUCAACAUCUACUAAUUCAUCCUUUUGGGAACAUUUUUUAGGUAUAUUGCUUGCAAUAUUAUCAGCAGCAUUCUCAGCUACUUAUAAAGUUUUUUUUAAAAAAAUAAUAGGAAAUGCAAAUCUUGGGCAAGUUUCAAUUUUUAUGACAGGUUUAGGAAUGAUGAAUCUUAUUAUUAAUAUUAUACCAUGCAUUUUUUUUAUUAUUUAUAAAGGAGAAAUAAUUGAAUUUAGUUAUAUUCCAUGGUUACCAAUAAUUGGAAGUUCUUUAUUAUCAUUAUUAUUUAAUUUUUUAAUUAAUUUUGGAAUAGCAUUAUUACAUCCUUUAGUUAUAAGUAUUGGAAUGUUAAUGGGAAUCCCAUUAAAUAUAAUAGUUGAUAUUUUAUUUAGACAUCUUAAUGUUAAAAAAGAUUUUUUAAUUGGUGGUUCUUUAAUAUUAUUAAGUUUUAUUCUUAUUGUAUUUCCAUUGGAUAUAUUUAUAAAAGAACAUUUUAAAAAAUGGAGAAAAAAUAGGAAUAAGAAUGCUUAA